AAUAAUAAUAAUAAAAUAAUAAAUAAUAGCAACGAAAUUACGGAUUCUGAUAUAAUAAUAAUAUAUGAAUAAAGACGCUGAAGAACGCCAAGCUCGUGAACUCAAAGCCGGUUUGCAUCCACUCAAGCACAAAUAUGUGUUCUGGUACACUCGUCGGACACCUGGAGUUCGAACCCAAACAGCCUAUGAGGACAACAUAAAGAAAAUUGUGGAUUUCAGUACAGUUGAAGGUUUUUGGGUCUGUUAUUGUCAUUUGGCCCGUCCUUCUACUUUGCCAAGUCCAACAGAUUUGCAUUUAUUCAAAGAGGGAAUCCGUCCACUAUGGGAGGAUUCUGCAAACUGCAAUGGUGGCAAGUGGAUAAUUCGGUUCAAAAAGGUUGUUUCUGGUCGCUUUUGGGAAGAUCUGGUUCUUGCCUUGGUCGGCGAUCAACUUGAUUAUGGCGAUAACAUUUGUGGUGCUGUACUGAGCAUUCGCUUCAAUGAGGAUAUAUUGAGUGUAUGGAAUCGUAAUGCAUCGGAUCACCAGGCUGUUAUGGCCUUAAGAGAUUCAAUUAAACGGCACUUAAAGCUUCCCCACAGCUAUGUUAUGGAAUACAAGCACCAUGAUGCAUCUUUGCGUGACAACUCAUCAUAUCGAAACACAUGGUUGAAAGGUAGUGGUAUCUUAUAUGCUUAAAUGAAAACAAGUGGAUUGAGAACAGCUCAGAGAUCAAUCUGUUCAACAACUCUUCUUAUCCUUCACUAAUCCUGUAUAUGACAUGAGAACCAUGUUGAAUAUCAUCAUUGUGAGAAUCCUUUAAAUUGAAUUGCAAGAUGAUGACAUUUAGACUGGAGUCUAUGUUGGUUUUAUGGAUGACAUUCCUUCAUC
This is a messenger RNA of Durio zibethinus, 868 nucleotides long. Its product is annotated as eukaryotic translation initiation factor NCBP. Gene Ontology annotation, molecular function: translation initiation factor activity; RNA 7-methylguanosine cap binding. NCBI's taxonomy places the organism in Eukaryota, Viridiplantae, Streptophyta, Magnoliopsida, Malvales, Malvaceae. Gene Ontology annotation, cellular component: eukaryotic translation initiation factor 4F complex; cytoplasm. Gene Ontology annotation, biological process: translational initiation. The record is from RefSeq and is a predicted model, not a curated record.